AAACAAAUGAUAACUCAUCAAGAAAACAAUCUUGACUUUCCUGUUGUGGUGCUCUACGCUGCCUCUUUCUCAUCGCGAUCUUCGAGUCACGAUUGGGCCUCCUCGCCGACUCUCUCUCUCUCUCUCUCUCUCUCGUCGACGUCUUCAUCAUAUUGACUUGCCUACAUAAUCUACUUCUGUCAUUGAAGAAUCGGGGGUCGAGCUCCAAAGGGCUGGGCUUUUUCUUGAGAGAGAGAGAGAGAGGGGGGGGACACAAGGAGAAGCAACCCUAGAUACCCAAAUUCGGUAGAAAAAGAUGACGUCAUUGAAGGAAAGUUUGAAACAAUUUCAGAAGCGGCAAGAGAAGUGCCAAACAACCCUGACAAACAUUGCAGCCAAAUCAGGUUCUUCUAGGGCAACAAGUCAUAAGGCCGCGCCUUCAAGCUCUUCUCCUUUAACCACCACAAAAUCUCCAGCUCCAGCAGUCAAAUUCUCUAACGAUACAGAGAGACUUCAACACAUUAACAGCAUACGAAAAGGCCCUGUAGGAGCUCAGAUCAAGCGUGUUAUAGACUUGCUGCUAGAGACAAGGCAAGCCUUAACACCAGAGCAAAUCAAUGAAGCAUGUUAUGUUGAUAUGAAUGCCAAUAAGGCUGUCUUUGACAGUUUGAGGAAUAACCCAAAAGUGAAAUACGACGGGAAAUGCUUCUCAUACAAGUCCAAGUAUGAGCUGAAGGACAAGGCUCAACUACGAGUCCAAGUACGUAAAUAUCCAGAAGGUAUUGCUGUCAUUGAUCUCAAGGAUUCAUACCCAACUGUCAUGGAGGAUUUACAGGCUUUGAAAGCUGCUGGUGAUAUCUGGCUGUUGUCAAACUUCGACUCGCAAGAGGACAUAGCCUAUCCUAAUGACCCUCGAGUUGUCAUCAAGGUUGAUGACGACCUGAAACAGCUAUUCCGGGGAAUCGAAUUACCACGCGAUAUGCUUGACAUUGAGAAGGAUCUUCAGAAGAAUGGGAUGAAGCCCGCCACAAACACUGCAAAGAGGCGAGCCAUGGCCCAGGUUCACGGCAUUCCUCCCAAGCCCAAGGGCAAGAAGAAGAAGCAUGAGAUCAGCAAGAGGACUAAGCUGACCAACUCCCACCUUCCAGAGCUAUUUGAGAACCUUAAUGUUCCCGGAUCUUGAUGAAUACUCAUGCAGUCAUCCUGUUUGGCUGGCAAACUUUUUUUCGGCGCAAGGUGCACUAGGGUUUGUUGAUUUGUGCUUUGGAUAGUUUAUUUGAAAGAAUAAUUAUAGGACUUCAGAUUGACCCCCAGCUGCAUGAAGAUGCUUGCCGCAGUUUGUCAUUUUCACACCCUUCGUAUUCUUGAGUUCCGGGACUGUAUAUUGUUGGAACGAGUAUUUUGUGGUGGGGGGUCGUUAUGUGGGGUGGUUGUUUUCGGUUGCCGGGGAUCAUGAACGAAAUGGGAAUUCGUAAAUUAUUGUGAAGGCUUGAUCAAAAA
This is a messenger RNA of Rhododendron vialii, 1479 nucleotides long. RefSeq lists its product as uncharacterized. Gene Ontology annotation, cellular component: transcription factor TFIIE complex. Gene Ontology annotation, biological process: transcription initiation at RNA polymerase II promoter. The record is from RefSeq and is a predicted model, not a curated record. The coding region runs from base 296 to 1162 and encodes 288 amino acids. NCBI's taxonomy places the organism in Eukaryota, Viridiplantae, Streptophyta, Magnoliopsida, Ericales, Ericaceae. The transcript is spliced from 5 exons.